CAACAACAACUUAGCGCCGUUUGCCACUAGGAGCUUCAAUACUGCCUCGUAGCCUUCUCCUAAAGCUCCUUGGAGUGCGUUAUCGUAAUUAGUAUGAGGCGUAAGAAGGGGAGGUACACGUAUAUUAAUUGCGAUAAGAAUCCCAAGCACAAGCAACGGUGAGUGUUUUUUUGGGGUAAAACCUGAGAAAUCAGGACCAGAAAAGGUUACAUCCGGCUUUUUGUAAAAGUUUUCCAAGUGGUGAAUUCUUCCAUCUAUAUCAUCAACUCACCGCAUCAUGAUAGUAAGGAGUGUAAUUAGUUGGAUUUCUACGUGUUUUGGGAGGCAUGAGCUAGCCCGAUAUUAAAUGGGGUUUCCAGCGAAAAAAAGAAAGGUGUUUAAGCGCAAUAUUUCUCGCGUCCACUAGUUCCGCAUACGCAAUAGCCCUUUUUUGGGCUCGGCGCACCAUCUUCCUUGUAGCAGCAACGUUCAUAAAACAUGCAAAAAGCGCAACUAUCAUCUAAUUAGUAUAAAGAGCCCCACACCGUGGAUUUCCGAUGGAUAAACUGAGACUCACUCGGAAUACGUGUCACAGGCGUUCUGGGUGUGUGUAUCGUCGUUAUCUACCAGAAGAGGGCUGGGCGUUAACUGUAUGUUACGGUUUAGGAUGAAGUGGGUAACGUAACUACGUAGCGAGUCGCCACUCUAAGCGAGUCGCCAGCCCCACCAACUUUCUGCAACGCGUUACCUACAAACUACAAUGGCUCAACCACCUUCUACUCAAUUGCCCUAUAAAGAAGCUGAUAUUCUACUUGCUAUUUCAGCUAUUAACCAGAAACAGAUUCAAAGCGUAAAUCGCGCUGUACAGGCGUAUAACGUACCUCAAACAACGCUACGCGACCGACGCGCUAGGAAGCCUGCACGACGCGAUUGUCAACCCAACUCAAAGAAGCUUUCUAAGCUAGAAGAGGAGGUAAUUAUUAAGUAUAUACUUGACCUGGAUUCGCGUGGAUUUCCCCCUACUCUAAGCGCUGUACGAGAUAUGGCGGAUAAGCUGCUCGCUGGGCGCAGCGCUAGCCAGGUUGGCAGAGACUGGCCAAAGAACUUUGUAAAGCGUACAGAUAGCCUUACAACGCGUUUCAAUCGACCAUAUGAUCGCCAGAGAGCUCUCUGUGAGGAUCCCCAGGUUAUCCAGGGCUGGUUCGAGCGGGUAGCGUGUAUGAAGGCCACGUACGGCAUCUGUGACCAGGACACGUACAACUUUGACGAGACUGGCUUCCUGAUGGGCAAGAUCUCAGCUCAGCUAGUUGUCACUGGCUCUGAGAGACGCUCUCGCCCGAAGGCUAUCCAACCUGGCAAUCGCGAGUGGGUUACUGUGAUCCAGGGGAUCAGCGCUGCUGGGUGGGCGAUUCCACCCUUUAUUAUCUUUGCUGGCCAGCACCACCUGUCUGCCUGGUAUGAGGGCAACGAUAUACCAGGCAAUUGGGCGAUCAGUCUAAGCGACAAUGGCUGGACUACGAAUGAGCUUACUCUUGAGUGGCUGAAGCACUUCAUCAAGCAUACAAAGGAUCAAAGAGUAGGAGGGUAUCAGCUCCUGAUUCUUGAUAGCCACGAGAGCCACCACUCAGUUGAAUUCGAGCAGCUCUGCAAGGAGAGCAAUAUUAUUGCUCUUUAUAUGCCCUCGCAUUCGUCACACCUCCUCCAGCCACUUGAUGUGGGCUGCUUCUCGCCGUUGAAGCGUGCGUACAGCGAUCAGAUCAGUCACCUGAUUCGCGACAGCAUCAACCAUAUCACGAAGCUUGAGUUCCUACCCGCCUUCUACGCCGCGUAUAAGAAGGCAAUUACAAAGGAGAAUAUCUGCUCUAGCUUUCAAGGCGCUGGCCUAGUCCCACACGAUCCACAGGCGGUAAUAGGCAAGCUUGAUAUCAAGCUUCGCACGCCAACGCCGCCGACCCUAGAGGCUGCUCCUUAG
Molecule: messenger RNA, 1951 nt
Organism: Periconia digitata
Lineage: Eukaryota; Fungi; Ascomycota; Dothideomycetes; Pleosporales; Periconiaceae
Source: the annotation of a GenBank genome assembly